AUGUCUUCUACCGAACAAGGAACGUCUUCUGCUUCCCCUGCUGAACCAACCACUGCCCCAGAAUCUGUUGCUGCUCCAGAAGCCCCCGAAUCGUUCUACUACGUUCACGGCAAAGACAAGGUCGUCAUCAAAGUCAGUGCUGGCGCCCUUCAACACUCUGCCCUGAUCGAUGGAAUGAUUUCCAACCUCGGCUACACUGAGGAACAAGCCAAAGCCAACCCAUUCCCAUUCGACAACAUUGACGGAGACAUUCUCAAGAUCGCAGUGGAAAGAUACAAGCCUCCAAAACAGGUCAACGUUCCAGAAUGGGAUCAGAAGUUCUUGGAGGGAAUUGAUAAGGAUGGGAAAUUGUUUGACUUGGUCAUUGCUGUUAAUUAUUUGGAGAUCAAGGAGUUGCUGACCUAUUGCUGCAAGCAGGUGGCCAUGAUGAUUAAAGGGAAGUCUCCAGAAGAGAUUCGCGAGAUUUAUAUGAUUCCAACUGAUGAGGAGGAUGCGGCGGCUGAGAAGGAGGCCAAGGAGAGGGCCAAGAAAGAGGCUGCUGGAGAGACUGCUGCUGCUGGAGAAGGAGAAGCACCAUCUACAUCCGAUGCCAAAUAA
Molecule: messenger RNA, 597 nt
Organism: Caenorhabditis briggsae
Lineage: Eukaryota; Metazoa; Nematoda; Chromadorea; Rhabditida; Rhabditidae
Exons: 2
Coding region: 1-597 (198 amino acids)
Biological process (GO): SCF-dependent proteasomal ubiquitin-dependent protein catabolic process
Cellular component (GO): cytoplasm; nucleus
Molecular function (GO): cullin family protein binding
Source: RefSeq, a predicted model, not a curated record